Purpureocillium takamizusanense is the source of this 6764-nucleotide messenger RNA. Its product is annotated as 1,3-beta-glucan synthase. Gene Ontology annotation, cellular component: 1,3-beta-D-glucan synthase complex; plasma membrane. Gene Ontology annotation, molecular function: 1,3-beta-D-glucan synthase activity. The coding region runs from base 588 to 6419 and encodes 1943 amino acids. The record is from RefSeq and is a predicted model, not a curated record. Gene Ontology annotation, biological process: (1->3)-beta-D-glucan biosynthetic process; fungal-type cell wall polysaccharide biosynthetic process. Lineage: Eukaryota; Fungi; Ascomycota; Sordariomycetes; Hypocreales; Ophiocordycipitaceae. The transcript is spliced from 4 exons.
CAUACUACGUACCGUACCUGCCUUUUCCACCUUCUCUGUCCUCUCACUGUCCCGAAAAAAGGGGGGGAAAGGCAUCACCAUCUGGCGCUCUCCUCACUCUGACCCAACCGCCAGAUAGCACGCUCGCUUUUCUCCUGCUCCGACUUGCGUUUUCUUCUAUCGCUUCUGCCGCUCCUUUUCCGCGAUUCUGUUCUCGCCCCGGGAGCGGAACCGGCGUUGCGACUCACACACACAUCUUUCUGCUUCGUUGGCGCCAUCACCAACAUUCGACGAUUUCUUGGUCUCGUCUUCCUCCAGGCAUUGUCCGAGUCUCCAUCGUUUGAGCGCCUACCAUCGACGCGAUCAAUUCACGCGCACAUGCGAUUGACUGGCUAUCUUCAGAUUGCGACUUUCAUGUCAAUCACUGCCAGGUCUCGCACCAUUCAGUGAAUCAAUCCUUCGCUGAAUCGCAUCGUGGUCAUUGCAUUCUCGACAUACUCCCUCAGGGCUUCUUUGUUCGGCCAGACGCCCGCCCGCAGCCCUUCAUUUUGCAUAAUCCACAGCGUACAGCUCCCAUGGUUGUCGAGGGAUAAAAUCUGUCAGUCAACAUGUCUGGGUAUCCAGGUGGUCACCAGGACCACUAUGAUGAUGGUUACGGCCAUCAUCAAGGGAACGCGGACUCGUACUAUCAGGAUGACCAAUACUACGAUAAUGGCUACGACGCUCGUGGCGGCCACGGCGCUCAGGGUGGCCACGCAGGCGAUGGCUAUUACGACGAAUCGGGGUAUUACAAUGCCGACCCGAACAAUCCGUAUCAUCAAGACGGGGGCUACUAUGACGGCCACGACCAGUAUCAAGACGACUACUACAAUGGCCAGGGCGGGAAUUACUACGACCAGGAUUACAACAACGGAUAUGCCGGUCACGGUGGUCGUCAUGGCUCGGAAGAGGAUUCGGAGACGUUUAGCGACUUCACCAUGAGAUCAGACAUGGCCCGCGCAGCCGAAAUGGACUACUAUGGCCGUGGUGACGAGCGUUACAACAGCUAUGGUGACGGACAACGAGGCUACAGGCCACCUUCCUCUCAAAUGUCCUAUGGGGCGAAUCGAUCGUCUGGCGCCUCAACACCCAACUAUGGCAUGGAUUACAAUAACGUCCUCCCUGCCGGCCAGCGCUCUCGUGAGCCUUAUCCUGCCUGGACUUCGGAUGCUCAGAUCCCUUUGUCGAAGGAAGAGAUCGAGGACAUCUUCCUAGAUUUGACUUCCAAGUUCGGAUUCCAGCGGGACAGCAUGCGCAAUAUGUACGACCAUCUCAUGACGCUUCUCGACUCGAGGGCUUCUCGCAUGACCCCGAACCAAGCCCUUCUCUCUCUCCAUGCGGACUACAUCGGUGGAGACAACGCCAAUUAUCGCAAGUGGUACUUCGCUGCACACCUUGACCUUGACGACGCUGUUGGCUUUGCCAAUGCCAAGAGCAAAGGUCUGCGCCGCAAGGCAAAGGGAAAAAAGAAGAAGAACGCUGCGGAGGCGGCUAACGAAGCAGAGGCUCUUCAGGACUUGGAGGGCGAUGACAGCCUUGAAGCCGCUGAGUAUCGUUGGAAAACACGCAUGAAUCGCAUGUCCCAGCACGAUCGAGUUCGCCAGAUUGCCCUGUACCUCCUUUGCUGGGGCGAGGCCAACCAGGUUCGCUUUAUGCCGGAAUGCCUUUGCUUCAUCUUCAAGUGUGCCGACGACUAUCUCAAUUCGCCAGCUUGCCAGGCCCUUGUUGAGCCGGUGGAUGAGUUUACGUACCUCAACAAUGUCAUCACGCCGCUAUACCAGUACUGCAGAGACCAAGGCUACGAGAUUCUCAAUGGGGUCUACGUGCGCCGCGAGCGCGACCACAAGCAUAUCAUCGGCUAUGAUGACUGCAACCAACUCUUCUGGUACCCUGAAGGUAUCGAGCGCAUCGUCAUGCAGGAUAAGAGCAAGCUCGUGGAUGUGCCUCCUGCUGAGCGUUAUCUAAAGCUAAAGGACGUCAACUGGAAGAAGUGCUUCUUCAAGACGUACAAGGAGACGCGAUCGUGGUUUCACCUUCUGGUCAACUUCAACCGCAUCUGGGUCAUUCACCUGACUAUGUUUUGGUUCUAUACUGCGCACAACGCCCCGACGCUACUUCUCGGCUCUAAGUACGAGCAGCAGGUAGACAAUCAGCCACCAGCUGCCCAGCAGUUCUCGGUCGUCGCCUUCGGCGGCGCCAUCGCCUCAUUCAUCCAAGUUGUCGCUACUCUGGCGGAGUGGGCAUACGUUCCGCGGCGAUGGGCUGGUGCACAGCAUCUCACCAAAAGGCUUCUGUUCCUCCUGCUCAUCUUCGUUAUCAAUCUUGGACCCGGCAUCAAGGUGUUCGCAAUUCGAACCCCAAAGACAUCUGGAGUCGAUGUGGAUCUGAUCAUUGGCAUUGUACACUUUGUCAUUGCCAUCAUCACAUUCCUCUUCUUCGCGGUUAUGCCUCUCGGCGGACUCUUUGGCAGCUAUCUGACGAAAAAUUCGCGGCGAUAUGUUGCAAGUCAGACCUUCACGGCCAGCUGGCCCAGGCUCUCCGGUAACGACAUGGCCAUGUCGUACGGCCUAUGGCUUACGGUUUUCGGUGCGAAGUUCGGCGAGUCCUACGUCUACCUGACGCUAUCGUUCCGUGACGUCAUCAGGUACCUUUCCAUCUUCCACCCCCAAUGCGCGGGAGACCAUUUGUUUGGAAAGGCAACUGCAAACAUUCUCUGCAAGAACCAUCCGUAUAUCUUGCUUGGUUUGAUGGCGUUCACCGACCUGAUUUUCUUCUUCCUCGACACAUACCUCUUCUACGUGUUGCUCAAUACCAUCUUCUCGAUUGCGCGGUCGUUCUAUAUUGGAUCCUCCAUCUGGACGCCUUGGCGGAAUAUCUUUUCGCGCCUUCCGAAGCGCAUCUACUCUAAGGUGCUGGCCACUACGGACAUGGAAAUCAAAUACAAGCCGAAGGUACUCAUCUCUCAGGUCUGGAACGCGAUCGUCAUUUCCAUGUACCGAGAGCACCUACUGGCCAUUGAUCAUGUGCAGAAGCUGCUCUACCAUCAAGUUCCAUCGGAGCAAGAGGGCAAGCGAACGUUGCGGGCGCCUACGUUCUUUGUCUCCCAGGAAGACCACUCGUUCAAGACCGAAUUCUUCCCUAGCCAUAGCGAGGCCGAACGCCGAAUCUCCUUCUUUGCCCAAUCCUUAUCGACGCCAAUCCCAGAGCCUCUUCCCGUGGAUAACAUGCCGACAUUUACCGUCAUGAUUCCUCACUAUAGCGAGAAGAUCCUCCUCUCCUUGCGCGAAAUCAUCCGCGAGGACGAGCCCUACUCGCGCGUCACCCUCCUAGAGUACCUCAAGCAGCUACACCCACAUGAGUGGGACUGCUUCGUCAAAGAUACCAAAAUAUUGGCCGAUGAGACGUCGCAGAUGAACGGAGACUUUGAAAAAGGCGAGAAGGACGCUGCCAAGAGCAAGAUCGACGACCUGCCCUUCUAUUGUAUCGGUUUUAAGUCCUCGGCCCCCGAGUAUACCCUUCGGACCCGUAUUUGGGCCUCACUUCGCUCGCAGACUCUGUACCGUACAGUCUCGGGCUUUAUGAACUACAGCCGUGCUAUCAAGCUUCUCUAUCGAGUCGAGAACCCGGAAGUUGUACAGAUGUUCGGCGGAAACUCUGACAAGCUCGAGCGAGAGCUCGAACGGAUGGCCCGCCGCAAGUUCAAGAUCGUGGUAUCCAUGCAGCGCUACUCCAAGUUCAAGAAGGAGGAGAUGGAGAACGCCGAGUUUUUGCUCCGCGCCUAUCCUGAUCUCCAGAUUGCGUACCUCGAUGAAGAGCCUCCGUUGGCUGAGGGCGAGGAGCCUCGUCUCUACUCCGCCUUGAUCGAUGGUCACUCUGAGCUUAUGGAGAACGGAAUGAGGCGGCCGAAGUUCAGGAUCCAGCUUUCGGGCAACCCUGUUCUCGGUGAUGGCAAGUCUGACAAUCAAAACCACUCGGUCAUCUUCUAUCGUGGCGAAUAUAUCCAACUUAUCGAUGCCAACCAAGACAACUACCUCGAGGAAUGUCUGAAGAUCAGGAGUGUUCUUGCCGAGUUCGAGGAAAUGAAGACCGAGAACGUCUCGCCCUACACCCCGGGAGUCAAGAACGAAACGACGUCACCCGUUGCUAUUCUCGGAGCUCGUGAGUAUAUCUUCUCCGAGAAUAUCGGUAUCCUAGGUGAUGUUGCCGCCGGAAAGGAACAGACUUUCGGAACGCUCUUCGCACGAACUCUUGCAAAGAUUGGAGGAAAACUUCAUUAUGGUCACCCAGACUUCCUCAACGGCAUCUUCAUGACGACACGUGGCGGUGUGUCCAAGGCCCAAAAAGGUCUCCAUCUCAACGAGGAUAUAUUUGCUGGCAUGAACGCUAUCCUUCGUGGCGGCCGUAUUAAGCACUGCGAAUACUAUCAGUGUGGCAAGGGCCGUGACUUGGGAUUUGGGUCAAUCCUGAACUUCACGACCAAGAUUGGCACUGGUAUGGGCGAACAAAUGCUCUCCCGCGAGUACUACUAUCUUGGAACGCAGCUCCCGCUCGAUCGAUUCUUGUCCUUCUACUACGCGCACGCCGGUUUUCACAUCAACAACAUGUUCAUCAUGCUCUCAGUGCAGCUCUUCAUGCUAUGUCUGCUCAACUUCGGCGCUUUUAGGCACGAGACUAUUCCUUGCGACUACAACAGGAAUAAGCCAAUUACGGAUCCCCUUUUCCCCACUGGAUGUGCCAAUACGGAUGCUGUCAUGGACUGGGUUCAGCGCAGUAUCUUCUCCAUCUUCUUCGUCUUCUUCCUGUCCUUCGUGCCCCUAAUUGUUCAGGAGUUGACGGAGCGAGGUGUGUGGCGCGCCCUAGUGCGUUUCCUGAAGCAAUUCUUCUCGCUCUCAACAUUCUUCGAAGUGUUCGUCUGCCAGAUUUAUGCGAACUCUGUGCAGCAGGACCUUUCGUUUGGUGGUGCUCGAUAUAUCGGAACCGGCCGUGGCUUCGCCACCGCGCGCAUCCCCUUCGGCGUUCUAUACUCUAGAUUCGCCGGCCCUUCGAUCUACUUCGGCUCGAGGCUGUUGAUGAUGCUUCUUUUUGCGACCGUCACCGCCUGGCAAGCAGCGUUGACCUACUUCUGGAUCACGCUCUUAGGUCUUACCAUCUCUCCAUUCCUAUACAACCCUCACCAGUUCGCGUGGAACGAUUUCUUUAUUGACUACCGCGACUUCCUGCGCUGGCUCUCGCGCGGGAACUCCCGAAGUCAUGCUUCAUCUUGGAUCGGCUUUUGCCGCUUGUCGCGAACGAGAAUCACUGGCUAUAAGCGCAAGACGCUAGGCGAAGCGUCCGCCAAGCUGUCCGCCGAUGUGCCUCGGGCUGCCAUCGCGAACAUCUUCUUCACCGAGAUACUCACACCGCUCUUGCAAGUUGUCUGGACCCUGAUCCCCUACCUGUUUAUCAACGCGCAGACGGGUGUCAUUCCGGAGAACAACGACAACAAGGCAACGAAGCCUACCGAUUCAGUCAUCCGUGUCCUGGUUGUGGCCGUUGCACCCAUCGCCAUCAACGCCGGAGUACUUGGUGCAAUGUUUGGUAUGGCUUGUUGCAUGGGCCCUCUCCUUAGCAUGUGCUGCAAGAAGUUCGGCAGCGUUUUGGCUGCCAUCGCUCAUGCCUUUGCCGCCGUCUUCAUGCUCAUUUUCUUUGAGGCCAUGUUCGUCCUCGAGGGUUUCAACUUUGCGCGAACUCUAGCGGGGAUGAUCUGUGUUGUGGCAAUCCAGCGGUUCAUCUUCAAGCUGAUCGUGUCACUUGCGCUCACGCGAGAAAUGAAGACAGAUCAGUCCAACAUUGCGUUCUGGACCGGAAAAUGGUAUUCCAUGGGGUGGCACUCGAUGUCGCAGCCUGCCCGCGAGUUUCUAUGCAAGAUCACGGAACUGAGCAUGUUCGCUGCCGACUUCAUCUUGGGACACUGGCUUUUGUUCCUCAUGAUCCCAGUCCUGGCAAUUCCUCAAGUGGAUAAGUUGCAUUCUAUGAUGCUUUUCUGGCUCCGGCCAAGUCGACAAAUCCGCCCGCCAAUUUACUCGAUGAAACAGUCGAAAUUGAGAAGACGACGCGUCAUUCGAUACGCUAUCCUCUUCUUCGUGCUGCUGGCCGUCUUCAUUGGCCUUAUCGCCGGACCUGUCGUUGCCGGGAAACAGCUCAAGCCUGACGUGUUGCGCAGCCUGGGCAACUCGAUGCCCCUAAAGGAUCAGUUCAUCUUGAUGCAGCCAAACGGCCAGAACAACAAGAACACGAACGGAACAGCCGCGACGGGCACGGGCCGGGACGGAUACACGGGCGCUCUGACGAGGACCUCGACGGACGGCGCCACCGGCAGCAAGGCGACGCCGACUGGCAACGCUAAGAUUAAGCUGUUCUAGAGAUUGUACAUUGAAGCGGAGUUCGCGGCUUGCUGCAAAUAUGGGGACUCAGAGGGAGGAGAAUGGUCCAUAGCGGAAGCCAUGGACACUGGCUUGACCCUCGUUGUGAGCCACCUCAGGGCCAUGGCGCCUUGCCCAAAAGGGCCACCUUGGUUGAUUUUUUCGUGUGGUUUAUGGCACUGCUGGGCUAUGGGUAUUGUUGGUUGGUCUGCAUUUGUUCUAAUCAUUGAGUGCGCCUGUAGAAACCAUUCGUUGCGCGAGGCAAGGGAAAUACAUUUGCAUGCCAAUACUUGACUGACGGGAAGAGGUGUGAUGUCGGUGUCGGAAAGUGAUGUUUUGUUCCUG